This is a messenger RNA of Exophiala xenobiotica, 6815 nucleotides long. RefSeq lists its product as hypothetical. The record is from RefSeq and is a predicted model, not a curated record. The transcript is spliced from 2 exons. NCBI's taxonomy places the organism in Eukaryota, Fungi, Ascomycota, Eurotiomycetes, Chaetothyriales, Herpotrichiellaceae. Gene Ontology annotation, cellular component: Golgi apparatus. The coding region runs from base 624 to 3959 and encodes 1111 amino acids.
CCUGAUCUUUCCAUGAACGCGCUCCAUUACCGGGCGGACUUUCUUCACGUUGCUUUUGGGCUGGUCAUAGCCUCUCUACCGCAAAGCUGGAUAUGUUUCAGGUAGGAGUUCUUCGUCGCUGACCAUGCGCACCGUCCUAACUUCGCCGUCAGCGCCUCAAGGGCGCCAUAGACAGGGGAAUCGCCGAAGAGCAAGCCCGACAGCGCCAGGUUGGCCUUAGCAAUCCACCCUCACGAAAUCCUCCACGAAGACGGCCGCAAGCCCAGGAUGGCACUGCCCAACGAGCCAGCUCGAAGCAAAGAGACACGAGCAACGUUUCCACCGAGAAAGGCCCCGACCCUGCUCAAUUCGAGCCUGAGUUUGCCAUUGGAGACGAUGAGAGCGCUGGGCCAAGCAGGGUAGCCACUCCAAAGCCUGAUGUGAAGAAUGAGGCAGCGCAAGAAACAGAGAAGGAAACAGUGGCCAUAGAAAGUGAUGGACAAGAGACCAAGAAGGAGACAGAGGAUCCAGCGAGAGCCAGCAUCGAUGGGAAGCCAUCAGACUCCAAUGGCGGCACUGCUCUCCCUAUCCGCUCUCAAGAGCUGCCGACCGAAGUCCGGGUGAAGCUGCGCAAGCUUGAUCGUAUGGAAGUCAAAUAUGCGGAACUCUUAAAGGCUUAUAAGACGGCCCACUCGAGAAUCCAAUCGAUCGAGUCCUUCGAAGCCUCGCUAAGGGAGAACACACCUUUAACGAGCAUCAACGACCCGGGAGCUUUGGUUGAAUAUCUUAACCAGAUAAACUUGAAGAGCGAUAUGGUGCUGGACGAGCUGAAGCGUGUGACAACGGAUCGAGACGAAUACAAGAAGAAGUUCCAGGCUGCUGAAGAAGACACUGGGAAGCUGCGCAGUGAAGUUACAGACCUUAAAGCCAAAGCCGAGUCAAACCAGCAGGGCUCCUCAGAGUCAGAGAAACCAAUACCUAUCACUGUGGUGGCGAGUGACGAUACUUCCGCUAAAGACAUCACCGAACCAGAUCAUGGAGCAAAAUCGCCCGCAUCUACUUCAUCCCGAAUUGCAAGCUUCUCGCUGUUUUCUCCUCGCUCGAAGGCCGUGUCAGAACGGCCCAAGGACAGCUCGGAAGAUCUCUUCUCCUACGAGUCCGAACACACAAAGCUAGAAUCCGAGUUACACGAGCGUCAAAUCGAGGUGGAAGAUUUGAAAAAGCAGGUUACCAAUUUACACAACGAUCUGAAAGUCGCACGCGAAUCUACCGAAAGCAUGGUGGAGAGUCUCGAGACCGCCACGAGGGAACUACAUGCCCUUCGCGAGGCUAAGGACAAGUUCGACCAGACCAACUCAGAGUUGCAGAAGAAGAUCGACGACCUCGAGUCCAAAGCUGCGUCGGAUACCAGCAGAGCAGAGGACCUGCAAAAGGAACUUGAUCAGCUGCAAGGUCAAAAGAGUGAAGCUUCUGAGCGAGUGCAACAAUUACAGAAUCAAAUACGUGAUUUGGAAUCAGACAACACGGAACUGAAAGCACAAAUCGAGUCGAACGACAAGAACGUAAAUAUAUUGAACGAGAAGCUCGCGCAGAAGGAUUCUAUCGUGAAGGAUCUUGAAGACACGUUGGCAAUGUACAGAUCCACCGAACGACAAGAAGCCGCGCAAAAGAACAACGAAGGAGCUAGCGAAAAGAAGCUUGCAACCAUGCAAGGCAUCAUGGAUUCUCUACGCAACCAACUAGACACGGCGGAGAAAACAGUCGCAGACUUGAAGUCAGAGAUCCAAAGGAACCAAGAGGACUUUUCAAAGCGACCAUCAACCACAGUAUUCGGCUUCCUCAACGACAACAAAGACACGAAACUCGAUUCACUGCGUACGCGCGAGGAUGUCGUGAAUUAUCUCGCAGAGAAUUUCGGUUUGCAGAAAACCCCGUCUCAAAAGACGACGGCAGAAUCGGGGAGGCCCUCGCCUGCUCCUUCAGAGGCGGCUACCGGUACAUCUAAAAAGAAAAACAAGAAAAAGAAGAAAGGCAAGGGCCAGACUGCUCCCACGGAAGAUGGCGAGCUCGAAACACCAGUCAAGGUGUCCGAAAAUCUCGCUGACGUCGAAGAGAGCGUGGCCCGGACUGAUAACGCUUCCCAGGGAGCAAUCUCCAGGCUGGAAGGAGAGAUUGCCAGUCUCCAAGUGGAACUGACUACCAAGACCGACACAAUUGACCGUCUCUCCAAGCAAUUGAAAGAUCAAGAAGAAUUGCAAGAGGAGAUCGAGACAUUACGUGAUGACCUCUUACAUCAGGGCGAGGAACAUGUUGAAGCGCGUGACGCCUUGAAGGAAGCGCAAAACCAGAAACAACGGCUGCAAGAGUCUGUUGACAAGCUUGAGAAAGAGCUAAUCGAGGCUCGUAAUGCGGCUGCAACAGGCGCAGACUCGGAGAAAGCACAUAAAGAAAUACUGGAACAAUUCGACGAGCUCAAAAGUCGAUGCUCUACCUUGGAGAAUGAUCUUGCCGCUUCUGAGCAACUAGCCGCGGGUCGCUUCAAGGACAUUACAGAUCUGAAGGAUCUGCUGUCAAAAGCACAACCUGAGUUGCGAAGCCUGAGAAAUGAGGUCGCCGAACUCAGGUCUGCUAAGGAAGAUCUGAAGAACAAGGCUGGCGAGCUCAACAGGCUUGAAGCCCGUCAUGAAGAUAUCAAGGCUGAGCUUAAGGGGUUCAGCAAAAGACUUGGCGACAAAGACACAGAAAUCAAGGUCUUGCAGCAGAAGAUAGACCAGGAGGCAAAGGCACGGAAUAGACUUGAAAAGGACCUGGAGAAGACAGAAGCGGAUCUCCGGAUGGCGGAAUCCCGACGUCAAGAGGCAGCAGCGUCGUCUGAGCAAUUGACCAACGACCUCACGAAAGCAAAGGAAGAGUCAACAAUGCUCAGGGCGAAACUGCGCGACCUAGAAGAACAAAUAUCCCUCCACAACCGAGAAGCGACAGCAUUGAGGGAAGAAAUAUCCAUGAAGACUGCUUUACACUCGUCUUCUCAGUCUUUGGUCCAGUCACUGAGAGAUCAGACGCAUGAGCUGAACUUGCAAGCUCGCGAAGCCACUACUCGCGCGGACAGCCUAGAAGAAGAGCUGGCCGAGGCGCAACGGAUGCUGUCAGAGCGCACAAGGGAAGGCCAGACCAUGCGGAUGCUGCUAGAUCAAGCAGAAACCGGCACCGAAUCCAGAAUUCGCGAAAUGAAAGAACGCAUGGAUAUAGCAAUUGAGGAACGUGACCGCGUGGAGGACGAGGCGAGCGUCAGCAGCAGGCGCAUGAUGCGCGAGGUCGAAGAAGCGCGGAGUAAAGCUCGAGAUGCCCAACGGGCGCUCAAGGUUGUGGAAGAUGAGAAAGAAGAGCUGGAAAUACGCCAACGUGAAUGGAAGAGGAGAAGAGGCGAGCAUGAACAAGCGGCUUCUCGUGCUUUUAAAGAGGUGGAGGAAGUCCGAGCUGCGAUGGCUGGGCUUCGUGAGGCGCUGGAUGAAAGUGAGCGGCAAGUUCGUGAGCUUGAUGGUCAGAAAAUGGAUCUGCGCAGGAUGGCAGAUGAAGCUAAAGAUCGUGUUGAGAAGCUGACCAGAGCAAACAAGAAUCUCACCGAAGAACUAAAGACCGCCCAAGCUGGUGCUAAAGGUCCACGAGCGUCAAAUCGGGCCGCAACAGGCCUUGACUCUGGAGUACCUAGCUCGCGGACAUCCAUCGAUUCGUCAAGUGCGAGAUCGCCCACGCCUAAAGAGAGGCUGUUAUCGACAGCGACGAGCCGAAGUGAAACCCCGACAGGUGGAGGACUCAGUCAAGGAACGGUUGAUUACGUGUAUCUGAAAAACGUGCUACUGCAAUUUCUGGAGCAGAAGGAUAAGGGUCAUCAGAAGCAAUUAAUCCCCGUGCUCGGGAUGUUGUUGCAUUUUGACCGGAAAGAUGAGCAGAAGUGGAUGGCUGCUAUCUCGACGCGUUAAACCGCGAUCGAAGGGGUCAGACUAUGUCGUCACUGACAACUUCUGACCGAUUGUCGGGAGUGAGUUCAUUGGUAUCAGGUGCGACUUGCCUGGCUGACAGCAUUUUGGUUCAUUGUCAAUCAGCCUUGGACUGCUUCACGGUACCGAUUGGGGCCGACGUACAACAUCCAGGGAGACCACCAGAAAUUCUAUCCCUUUGCCAGAGGCGCUGCUUGUGGUCUGGUCUUUGCACGAUACGAUGUCCUUUUGCACGAUUCGAAGCACUGAGACAUUCUUCAAGGACCAUUCAGCACAAUUGAGUGCACACGCAGUGAAAUGGAAGAAGGGUCAUAGCAUUCAGACUGCUCCAGGGACGUUUACUCAAUGCCCAAACAAAGGCCAAAUCCCAACACGAUUCAGACUCCGUACGCUCAUUAGUCUAGGGAAGACCCGAACCAACCGAGCGUGACAACAACCCCCUCCCAAAACCAACCUAUAAUAACAAUACAGCAUACACGCCAUUCUUACCACUCACGGUAAACUGCUUCGUACAACACGAAAUCGAUGACCUACCGGCAACUUACCAGUAAUCAAAUCUGUCAUCCUCCAAGGCACACAUCUCGCCAAACGCCAUGCGCGAUCCGUUAUAAUGCAGUCGGCCGCAAUCCGCUCUGCUCCAGGCCCGAGCGUAUGGUUCGAUUCGAACUCGUCUGCCGGCGCCGGCACCGGUACAGGGCUUCACGGGUCUGCUGGGCGGGGUCACAGGGGGUGUCGGUAGUACGACCACGGGGUGCGGGAGAUCUUGAAAAUAGCAUGACUCACCGGGUGCGAGUGUCAACGGCGAAACUUGCACGUCAAAUGUGUUGUCGAAUGCCUGCGCGUGGAGUUCGGGUGUCAGGACUUGAAGUUGAUGCACGCUCUGCUCAACCUCGCCUGUGUCGAAGGUAUCUUGCUGGAAGAGAUGGUCAGCAUCACCGUGGCUCUGCUUCGUGGUGUCCUGCCAGGUUUUUGUCUUCGAUCGUCGCGAUUUCACACCAGCGCGCUGGUCGAGAAGGACGUUCGCAGGGAGGUGCUGGCUUUCUGGACUCACACGGCCCCAGGGCGUGACGAUUGCUCGUCUGUCCAUACCUUUGUUGUUGCUGCCGUUGCCGCGGCUGCUUGCCGUCGAAACGCCAGACGACCAGCUUGGACCAUCGCUAUCAUCGUCAGCCGACAAGGGCAACGCAAAAGUCUCGCCGUCGUGCCAUCUGGGCUUGGCAGCUUCAGCUUGCAGCACCGAGCUCUCCAUUUCGAUCUUGAUCUCAGGGCUAGCACUCCGACUGAUACUGUCCAGAUCACGUCCACCCCAGCUUGUGACCCAGAACGUCAGCAGGGCGUACAAUUUAAUCAGGCUGUGGAAAUACGCAAAACAGAUGUACCCAGGCAGAUAGACCAGAUCUUUCGGAUGUCGAGUGAAGUGACUCACCAACUUGACCAUUUUGCUUGCAAAGAUCCACAGGGCCAGCAGUUUCCAUGCUUGUGCACCCGCGAACGUGGUCCGAUUGAGCGUGUAAAACAGCGCGGCGUCGUAGAACAGGGCGAAAUUGACGAAACUGGUCAAGUACACGGCGUACACACACCACGGCUGCGUCCGCCAAACAUGCCCGCGCCGCAGACUCGCCGGGUUCGAGCGCCAGCUCGUGCGCGCCCAACGGAGGCACUGUGACAAGAAUUUGGGGUAGGUGCCCAGGGUCGUUUCGAUCAUCGCGUCGUCCGAGUACUGGAUCUUGAUCUUCCACCCAGCAGCGACCACGCGGCGCGUGAUGUAGUUGUCGUCGUCGGCGUUCAGGGGCCCGAAUAUGCCCAGCAAGAAACGUUCAUGCAAAUAACCGGCUAGGAAUUCGGGACACUGGAGAAUACUCGUGCGGUAGGCGCAUGUGCGUCCGGAAAUGACAAAGACACCGCCGUCGAUGGCGUUGGUGCUUCGGAUCUCGAAGUUGUGGCGCUCGAGGUACAGCGAGCCCAUGACGUUCCAGAAGGCGCGGAAGCCGAACAAGGGCGUGUCGAGGCGGCGGACGCGCUUGUUCGUGCCCACGACGCCGACAGAAGGGUUCUCGAAGGGCGCGAUUGCCGUGGCGACGAAGCGGGGCGACGGCCAGAAGACGUGGUCGUCGACGAGCAGUGUGAUCGAGGUGCGCACACGGGGCAGGACGUGGGCGAUUUGGCGGCGCUUGUUCGCUUGGCUGGUUGCCGUAAUGUGGAUGUCUGUGUUGGGAUGGACCAGCGCGAACGGCCGGAUGAUGCUCCGGGCUUGCGCGAGCAGCUCAGCGCCAACUGUGACGACGUGGAUGGUGCGCGGGUGGUUCGCGAGCACCGAGGCGAGACAUUCGGUGAAAUCGGGAUUGCCGGGUUCGACGGUCGGGAUUAUCACUGUCACGUCUUUCUCGGUGAUGGUGCGACUGCCGGUGCUGGGGAUUGGUGUGGAUUUGUACAAGCAGAAGAAGGCUAUCAUGUGGACGAGCAGGCGGAGGUAGCGGAAGAUGAAGAGGCCGAUGAACGGGGCAUUGGGAUGGUGCAGGACUGUAAGGACGAAGGUCGUCAGUGUUGCGUACAGAGUUGGCCAGUCCAGCUGGUUGAAACUGAUGGUAGAGGUGCGUGGUAGAUCUGGGAACAUAGCGGCGGUAUGGCUUUUCUUACCUUACGGUACUAUAGCCGUGGCAGGGCAAGGCUGUCGGGAGAUUGUGUAGCUUUUGGAAUUGAAGAAGGGGAAAUUCGAGGUCGAGAACAUGGCAGAUGGGCAGUUUCGAAUAUGCUGAGGCAAUGAUCUGAACAAAGACUAGACAGUUGUGGUCCAUUGUUCGAUGAACAAGAAAAUGAACAAUGAAUGAAACAAGGGAA